Molecule: messenger RNA, 2003 nt
Organism: Bolinopsis microptera
Lineage: Eukaryota; Metazoa; Ctenophora; Tentaculata; Lobata; Bolinopsidae
Exons: 16
Coding region: 122-1777 (551 amino acids)
Source: RefSeq, a predicted model, not a curated record
UAACUGGUUACUUUCAAGGCUGCCUGUAAAACCUUCCGUGUUCGUUCCCGUUUGAGUAAUACACUAUUUCUAUCGAGGGUUCUUAAAAUAUUUGCCUGUGUUUGAACAGGGUGAAGAUCCUAUGAGUAAUGGAGUGGUAUUGAGAGAGCCACCUAGUAUUGUAGACAGUGAGAGCGGCUAUACUGCAACCACCGGUAUAGAUCCUGAUUGUGUUGUCCUUGGCAAUUUAGGACAAGCGAGCUACAGUGUUAAAUCAACAAAAGCGAGUACUAGUAGAGAAAAUACGCUGAUACGAAACAUAAACUUUCGUUUAAACAGUCUAUCAAGUCUCUCCUCUUGGGUAACUAACAUCAACGAUUACGUAGAUCAGAAACGAGAAGAUAUGAUGAAUAACGUGGCUGCUGAACAAUACGCUGAACAAAACGGUAUGUUGGGAUCAGACGUGAUCAGUGUCUCACAAAGACAAAUCGACCAUCAUUCCAUCGAGAAGAAAGUCCUCAAACCCUACGAUAACAUCUUGAAAAUGUUGGGUAUGCGGAACUUUGGGUCUCCAGACAAUCCAUUUCACCGUGCACUUAGCUUUAUUUGGACAGUUCUCAUUUUUGUGGUUAUCAUAACGGGAUAUGCGUUGAACAUGGUUUUUUGCAAUAUCAAUCAAGACAAGAUGACUAAAGAUGAAAUUAUACCAGUUUGCAAAAAUAAAACGUUAACCUACAAUUACAUCGAAGGGAUGUGCAGAUCGUCUUUAGAAAGUAUAGUUCCCAGUGGAAUACACUUUGUAGCGUUCCUCUACACUUUCUGGAUAUUCAGAGUGAAGCAGAGCGAACAAUUAGAGGCUCUCGUUCAGAAGGCAUUAGUAAGUCAAAGAGGCAAUACCAACUCUCAAAUGAGGAGAGACGUCUUUAUUACCAGACUCAAGGUGGUCUAUGCUAGUGCGUACGUCUGUCUCUGGCUCUUGUUCGGAUUUACUGUGGUAAACUCUUAUUGUGGCAAAGCGCUCGUCUGGUGGAGAUGUUCCCCACAAUCCCUACACAAUGAAAUUGACGGGGUCGGUGAGGGAUCCCCCAUAGACCAUUACUACCGAGGAUUGUUAGUGGCGGUGCCCUCUUUUGCUAUCUUCAUCUUCCUGACACCAAUACUUCUCAAUUUUACUAUUCAGGCUAGGUUAAUUCAGUAUUUGAUAACGGAGCUUCGUGCAACACUGAGAGAAAAACGAAACACGUUAAAGGCAAUGAUGCAGGAAGCUCACGAUAUCAGUUCGUUUGUCCACAAGAUGAACAGUGAAUCCGCCCCUGCAAUGUCUUUCAUCCUCUUUUACUUGGCAUACGGCAUUUUCGUUGAUGUAUAUUCGAUACUGGAAACUGUUGGGGAGGCCAGGACAAUAGAGAAUAUUUUUACAAACGAAGGAUGUGAUGAAGGUGUCGAAUGGCAAUACAGGCAAGUGUGUCGGACUGUAAAAACGUACGGGAGGAUCUCGUUUGUGGUAGUGAUGCUGAGAGACGUGGUCCUUGGGUCAAUGUUUUUCAUGACUAUUUACCAGGGGUGUAAAAUCGCCACAUCUCACAAGCGAUUGAUAAACCAGGCCCUGGAACUCCGAGUGUUUGGUUACAACCAGAACACCUGUGAGGAACUGGAUUCCUUCCACUAUUAUCUCCGAGCGUUAAAAAUGAGGGCAAAAGUUUUUCAAUAUCCGAUGGAAACGAAGCGUCUUCUUUUGCCCCUCAUGUUUGGGAUUUUGGUAUUCCUUUGUUUUGAUCUAGAAUACCAGUUUUUGUGAAAUAAAAAAACAGCACUUAAUUAUCAUCUUUCUAGCAUUCUGAGAAAUAAAAUUGUGAUAUUUAGUAACACGAGUUAAAUUUUAAUUAACAAUUACAGUACCAGGUACAUGUCGUUUGACACAUUAAAUUUAAAAUUAAUGUCUCGUUUGAUGCACUAUUUAUGAUUGAUAACAUCCUUUAUGCUGCUGGUCUUAAACGCGGAAUUUUGUUAUUUACUAUUUACUA